This is a messenger RNA of Miscanthus lutarioriparius, 1617 nucleotides long. NCBI's taxonomy places the organism in Eukaryota, Viridiplantae, Streptophyta, Magnoliopsida, Poales, Poaceae. The record is from the annotation of a GenBank genome assembly.
AUGGAGAUGGCCAACGCCGGACGGCUAGAGGCGCUCAAGGAAAGAGGCUUCCGCGACGCAGAAACACCAAAUGGGGGUCACUCAUCUUUGUACCUGCAACACCGACACUCAAGAAGUGCUAUGAGCACAUAUGUAAAUGUUCCUGACGUGUCACCGCGACUCUCCGAUCACAUACCUGCAGUCAAUCGCAGCAAGAUGUCCGACAGAAGAUAUUCACUCAACCUCCCUGAACAAUUCCCCGAGCAUCGCAUCAUCACAACUGCAGAGAGAGCUGAAAGAAAUAUUUCAAAGUCAGUUGCAGAUUUGGCCUGGGAGAUAGCUGUCCUUGAGGAGGAAGUUGUUCGCAAGGAACUGCACCUGCUGUCCUUGUACAGAGCAGCAUUCGAUCAGUACCUCGGUGUCUCUCCUCGUGCGUCCGCUCAGGUGCAGCAGGAAUCGCACCGUCAACACAGCAAAAGGACUACUGACGAAGGCACCCUUCGCCUGAAAAACAUCAAGGAGUCUGCAUCCUACAACCUGCCAACACUCUCAGAUUCUAAACAUAAUACACAGGAGCUGUCAAGAUCAUCUUCAGGGCGGUCUAGCCUGGCCAACUUCUUGAGCGCUUCGAUCGCUGAAUAUGUGCCCAAGAUCUCGUGCACGCUUUCAGAGGACAUACUAAGGUGCAUUUCUGCUGUCUACUGCAAACUUGCAAGCAGGCCAUUACAAGAGGCGAAUUCUGAGACGGCAUCCACACCUUCUUUCUCAUCUGCAUCGAAUUCUUUUUCUCUCAAGUACCCGGUCGAUGGUUGGAGCCCUCGAUGCUAUUACAAUGUCGAUGCAACCUCAGAUAUAUAUGCUUCAUCUGAUGGGAAUAAUGGGCAGUACAUUGGGAUGAUAAUUUUCCCAAAGAUACAUAUAGAUGAAGACAAAUUUGAUUAUGCCUCUAAAAUGCUCGAUACUAUCAGAUCGCUGAUAAAACGGCUGGAGAAGAUUGAUCCUACAAAGAUGGCACAUGAAGAGCAACUCUGUUUCUGGAUUAACAUCCACAAUGCUUUGGUUAUGCAUGCUUUCAUGGCCUAUGGAUUACAGGAAAAACGAAUGAAAAGCACUGACUUGAUUUUGAAGGCUGCAUAUAAUGUGGGUGGACAUUCAGUAAAUUCCCAAAUUAUUCAGAACUCAAUUCUAGGAUGUCAAUCCCACCGCCCUUCACUGUGGGUUCGCACACUAUUUACACCAAUGAAAAAAUCAGGGAGCUCCAUACAUCCAUAUGCGCUUCGUUAUUCAGAGCCAAUUGCUCACUUUGCUCUUUCGACCGGAGCAUUUUCAGAUCCACCUGUAAGGCUGUACACAGCCAAGAAAUUAUACCAUCAACUGGAGCAAGCCAGAAGCGAGUUCAUUCAAGCAAAUGUUAUGGUCCGGAAGCAGACCAUCUUCCUACCCAAAGUUCUCCACUUCUAUGAAAAGGAUGCUUCCCUAGAGUUGCCUGACCUUGUUCACAUAGUAUGCGAGAGCAUGCCUGAGCUACAGCGAAAAGAGAUCAGACAAUAUCUUAGGAGGAGGAUUGACAAGUGUGUUGAGUGGUUGCCCUACAAAUCUUCUUUCAGAUACACUGUGCACAGGAGUUUGGCUGAGUAG